This is a messenger RNA of Pteropus alecto (black flying fox), 515 nucleotides long. Its product is annotated as transmembrane protein 178B. Gene Ontology annotation, cellular component: membrane. NCBI's taxonomy places the organism in Eukaryota, Metazoa, Chordata, Mammalia, Chiroptera, Pteropodidae. The transcript is spliced from 3 exons. Bases 1 to 477 code for a protein of 158 amino acids. The record is from RefSeq and is a predicted model, not a curated record.
AUGCAGGCGGAGGGCGGGGAGUUCGUCAGCGCCUGGGAAACCAGCCGCUGCAGGAAGGACGGAAUUCAGAAGUCAGGCCACGUCGAAGACCUGCGCAGGAUGACGGCCGGCUUCAUGGGCAUGGCGGUGGCCAUCAUCCUUUUCGGCUGGAUCAUCGGCGUGCUGGGCUGCUGCUGGGACCGAGGCCUUAUGCAGUACGUGGCAGGGCUGCUCUUCCUCAUGGGAGGAACCUUCUGCAUCAUUUCACUGUGCACCUGUGUGGCCGGAAUCAACUUCGAGCUGUCACGCUACCCGCGCUACCUGUAUGGACUCCCCGAUGACAUCAGCCAUGGCUAUGGAUGGUCCAUGUUCUGUGCGUGGGGGGGCCUGGGACUCACACUCAUCUCGGGGUUCUUCUGUACCUUGGCCCCUUCUGUCCAACCUGUCCCGAGGACCAACUGCCCUAAAUCCAGACCCGAGAAUGGGACAGUGUGCUAAAAAACAAACACCAUACCACACACACACACACACACACA